GUCUUCAAGCCGAGCGGGUGUCACAAACACGAGCUCACUACUCCAAAUCUUGAGAUUUCCGAGAAGAACAGAAACUCCUUGACGUUUAACGAUGGGCUACAAGCUGGCGAUGUUCCUGGGUCUGACCGGCCUCCUGAUGGUGCUGGUGGUGGACCAGGCGGACGCGAUCAGACAGAAGAGGAUGGUGCCGCAGGAGGCAAGCGCUCUCCUGGACCUGCUGACGUACCUUGCGGACGAUCUCACCAUGGUCCAGAGGGGGGAAGGCAGCGACGAGGAGCAUUAUGAGGGUGACGGCCACGAUCAUCUUCUAAGGCAAGAGGAGGAGGAAAGCCACGAGCACGGCAGUGAUGAAGAGCAUUACGCUGGUGACGGUCACGGUCAUGGCAGCAGCGUGGAAGAUCGUCUCCUGAGGCAGGAGGAGGAGGAGGAAAGCCACGAGCACGACAGCGACGAGGAGCAUUACGCUGGUGACGGUCACGGUCAUGGCAGCAGCGUGGAAGAUCGUCUCCUAAGGCAGGAGGAGGAGGAAAGCCACGAGCACGGCAGUGACGAAGAGCAUUACGCUGGUGACGGUCACGGUCAUGGCAGCAGCGUGGAAGAUCGUCUCCUAAGGCAGGAGGAAAGCCACGAGCACGGCAGUGACGAAGAGCAUUACGCUGGUGACGGUCACGGUCAUGGCAGCAGCGUGGAAGAUCGUCUCCUAAGGCAGGAGGAAAGCCACGAGCACGGCAGUGACGAAGAGCAUUACGCUGGUGACGGUCAUGGCCAUGGCAGCAGCGUGGAAGAUCGUCUCCUAAGGCAGGAGGAGGAGGAAAGCCACGAGCACGGCAGUGAUGAAGAGCACUACGCUGGAGACGGUCACGGUCAUGGCAGCAGCGUGGAAGAUCUUGAGAGGGAACUCCUGGAGGAAGCACGUGGCCUUCUGGAGCUGCUGCGUGGAGGGAGAAAGAGACGCGGUGAGGGGUCCAACUCCAGCUUGGAGGACUUCUAGUCCCAAAAGGACCCCGGAAUGGCGAUGGUCCCACCGCAUCCUGCGUGUGCCGAGCACCGUCCUGGCCUUCCAGCCGUGACUGCAGAUCAGCCGCAUAGAUUUUAGCUGCUUUUGC
Messenger RNA from Branchiostoma belcheri (Belcher's lancelet), 1106 nucleotides. RefSeq names its product probable zinc transporter protein DDB_G0282067. Lineage: Eukaryota; Metazoa; Chordata; Leptocardii; Amphioxiformes; Branchiostomatidae. The record is from RefSeq and is a predicted model, not a curated record. The transcript is spliced from 6 exons. The coding region runs from base 92 to 991 and encodes 299 amino acids.